UACUGUAUAUAUUUAUAGAUAUUUGCUUUUAGACAUUGCUUUUGUCAUUAGAGAUGAGAAUAGAUCCAGGUCGCUGCUCGUGCGGUCUGCACGCUGAGCAGUAUCGUCUCGAUUUAUUGUUUUAAGUGUUUUUUUAACCCUUGUUGCUUUGUUUUCUUCCUUUAUAUAAUUCCACUACACCUUUUCCGUUCUAGGAAGUGGGUUUUGUGUUUUUUAUUUAUUCUUAAAAUUUGUUUAUUAUCGCUACUACACACAGCUUCCUUUUUGUUUUCCUCACACUUCGCGCAACUCAGGCUUUCUCCUAUCACUGGAUUACACCAAGUUAUGGAUAUCAAAGGACUUAUGCUGGCUGCUACGUGUCUGUUAUGGCUGUUUCUGUGGGAAUUUGAGCCCGCUGCUGCAAACAAAAGCUCAGAGUCUCCGCGGCUCACCUACACCAGAGACUACCUGCUGAAGCUAUGACUUUUAACACAGGACAUUAUUACGGACAGUUUUCCAGAGGAAAUACUCCACACAGACUCAUCCGAUCCACCAAAUUCCAACUGCAGCAAAAGCAAGAUGAAUCUUGCUGUCGUGCUCUCCAUCCUGCUGGUCAUUUCAGCGGUCCAGGCUUUCCAGUAUUCAGAGCUGGCGCGGUAUGUCGACAACCACCAAGAAGAAUAUGUUGAGGCUCUGCGGGAUUGGGUGUCAGUUGAAAGCGACUCCAGCAACGUUCUGAAGAGGGCUGAACUUCAUCGCAUGAUGGAGAUGACGGCUGAGAAGCUGAGGCUGAUGGGAGGGACCGUAGAGCUGGUGGACAUCGGGGAACAAGAACUUCCUGAUGGACGGACGUUAGCUCUGCCUAAAGUGGUGACGGGUCAGUUCGGCACCGACCCAAGCAAAGUCACAGUGUGUGUGUACGGUCACGUGGACGUCCAGCCAGCAAAGCUAGAGGACGGCUGGGCAACGGAUCCCUACAACCUGACUGACAUCAACGGUAACCUUUAUGGAAGAGGAGCGUCAGACAACAAGGCCCCAGUUCUAGCCUGGAUCCAUGCUGUGGGGGCUUACCAGGGUCUCAGCAUGGAGCUGCCAGUGAAUGUGAAGUUUGUCAUUGAGGGCAUGGAGGAGACGGGCUCUAACGGUCUGGACGGCAUGAUCCUGGCCCAGAGGGACACCUUCUUCUCUGACGUGGACUACAUCAUCAUCUCAGACUGCGGCUGGCGCAGCACACGGCCUGCCCUCACCUAUGGCACCAGAGGAAACUGCUACUUCUUUGCUGAGGUUGAAGGACCGAGACAAGACUUACAUUCUGGUGUUUAUGGAGGCACUGUGAUCGAACCAAUGACUGACCUCAUCGGUAUUCUGGACACGUUGAUCAACCCCAGCGGUAAGAUCCUGAUUCCUGGGAUCCGGGAGGCCGUUGCUCCCCUCUCUGACGAGGAAUGGAGGAUGUACCAGGACAUCGAGUUUGACUUGGAGAACUACAAGAACAAGAUCGGCAUUGGCCAGCUCAUGUACACCAACAAGGUUGACUUGUUGGCCCACAUGUGGCGCUACCCCACUGUCUCCAUCCACGGCAUCGAGGGGGCUUUCUCUGACCCCGGCACAAAGACGGUCAUCCCUGCUAAGGUCACCGCUAAGUUCUCCAUUAGACAAGUUCCCAACAUGGACCCAGCUAUGGUCAAAAAACAGGUGACGGACUACCUUCACUCCGUGUUCGCCAAGAGGAAGAGUCCUAACAAGCUGAAGGUCACCAUGGUCAUUGGGGCCAAGCCUUGGCUGGCUGACACGCAGCAUCCUCUGUAUGAGGCGGGGAAGGCUGCUGUCAAGAGAGUCUUUGACCUGGAUCCUGACCUGAUCCGUGAGGGCGGGACUAUCCCAAUUGCCAGAACCUUCCAGGAUGUGACGGGGAAAAGCAUCAUUAUGAUGCCCAUCGGAGGCUUCGAUGACGGGCUGCACUCCCAGAACGAGAAAAUGAGCAGGUACAACUAUUUUGAGGGGACCAAGUUAUUCAUCGCCUACCUGAACGAGGUUUCCAAGAUUAAGACCAGCGUGUGAUGUUUUGUGACCUCGUGAGCCGUCCCAGCUCCAAUGAUAUUUGUCUUCUGUGCAUUCAUCUUUCUUUUUAUCCAACUUUUAUUUAUCUAUACCUCAAAAACCUGAUCUAUCUAUCUAUCUAUCUAUCUAUCUAUCUAUCUAUCUAUCUAUCUAUCUAUCUAUCUAUCUAUCUAUCUAUCUAUCUAUCUAUCUAUCUAUCUAUCUAUCAUGAGUGAAUGUAACUGCACAGUCUGAGGUCGUUUGGUGUAGCUGUUCUCAUCACUCAGAUGUGUGUAUGUCAGGCAGUACUGUAAGUGUUUGUGUGUUUCUCUGCCAUGUAGUAAAAACUGUAGGAUGCAA
Notolabrus celidotus (New Zealand spotty) is the source of this 2379-nucleotide messenger RNA. RefSeq lists its product as uncharacterized. Gene Ontology annotation, molecular function: dipeptidase activity. The transcript is spliced from 12 exons. The coding region runs from base 559 to 2040 and encodes 493 amino acids. Gene Ontology annotation, biological process: proteolysis. NCBI's taxonomy places the organism in Eukaryota, Metazoa, Chordata, Actinopteri, Labriformes, Labridae. The record is from RefSeq and is a predicted model, not a curated record. Gene Ontology annotation, cellular component: cytosol.